AUGGGAACCCGAGGCUCUCCUGAAGAAACCGCCAGCGAAACAGUGUAUCGGUACUGGCGCCAAUACGGUGGCCGUGGUCAUGCUACGUAUCUACGACACUACCACGUUUUCAAGGUUCUUGCUAGAGUCUUGAAGAAGGGCAAAUGGUAUUACCACUGCCAGUGGGUGGGAUACUCGGACACGCGUCAGGAUACAACGUUGGAGCCUCCAAAAAAGGUAAUGAGGAUUGCCAAGGAUGUGCUUGCUGAGUUUGAGGCUAGUCGAGUGGCUGGUAACCAGAACAAUCUGGCGGCGAAUCCUUAG
Molecule: messenger RNA, 303 nt
Organism: Fusarium fujikuroi IMI 58289
Lineage: Eukaryota; Fungi; Ascomycota; Sordariomycetes; Hypocreales; Nectriaceae
Exons: 1
Coding region: 1-303 (100 amino acids)
Source: RefSeq, a predicted model, not a curated record